Miniopterus natalensis is the source of this 1750-nucleotide messenger RNA. RefSeq names its product ring finger protein 167 (gene RNF167). Gene Ontology annotation, biological process: ubiquitin-dependent protein catabolic process. NCBI's taxonomy places the organism in Eukaryota, Metazoa, Chordata, Mammalia, Chiroptera, Miniopteridae. The record is from RefSeq and is a predicted model, not a curated record. Gene Ontology annotation, molecular function: ubiquitin protein ligase activity. Gene Ontology annotation, cellular component: nucleus.
AGACCUGAAGGUACCGCGACGGCGGCUGCGGCCGGAGGGAGGAAAGGACCGGAAGUCCUUCAUCUUGAGCGUCCAAUGCUGGAAGUGGCCUUCCUUUCUUUACCGGAAACCCUUUCCCAGGACCUAGGAAGACAGCCCACCUGGCCGGAAGUCCCACCUCCUUGAACUCCCCCACCCUUCCAGAAGUUUUUCUGUCACCUGUGUUUACCUCUUUCUCCUUCCCCUGAUUUAUUCCUAUACCAGGAAAGGAUACGUUUAGUGUCUCCCUCCCAAGUCCACUAAACGGGUUGGAUAUCUCAUUCCCCAAGUCAGGGUUCCUUCCCCCUGUCCCCAUGUAGCUGGGAAGUGGGGCCUGGGGGUGGUUGGACCCCUGGGAUCCUGGAGGGGCAGAGAGGGCGCAGAACUCCGCUUCUGCUCCUGCUACCAGGACGCGGCCUCAGCCUCUCCCUUCCCGCUGCCAUGCACCCUGCGGCCUUCCCGCUUCCCGUCGUUGUGGCCACUGUGCUGUGGGGAGCGGCCCCCGUCCGGGGGCUCAUUCGAGCGACCUCGGACCACAAUACCAGCAUGGACUUUGCAGACCUCCCAGCUCUCUUUGGGGCUGCUUUGAGCCAGGAGGGACUUCAGGGCUUCCUUGUGGAGGCUCACCCAGCCAAUGCCUGCAGCCCCAUUGCCCCACCACCCCCAGCCCCGGUCAACGGGUCAGUCUUUAUUGCACUGCUUCGAAGAUUCGACUGCAACUUUGACCUCAAGGUCCUGAAUGCUCAGAAGGCUGGGUAUGGUGCAGCUGUGGUACACAAUGUGAAUUCCAAUGAACUUCUGAACAUGGUGUGGAAUAGUGAAGAAAUCCAGCAGCAGAUCUGGAUCCCGUCUGUGUUUAUCGGGGAGAGGAGCUCCGAGUAUCUGCGUGCCCUCUUUGUCUACGAGAAAGGGGCUCGGGUGCUUCUGGUCCCGGACAGUAGCUUCCCAUUGGGUUAUUACCUCAUCCCUUUCACAGGGAUUGUGGGACUGCUGGUUUUGGCCAUGGGAGCAGUGAUGAUAGUUCGUUGUAUCCAGCACCGGAAACGGCUCCAGCGGAAUCGACUGACCAAAGAGCAACUGAAGCAGAUUCCAACACAUGACUAUCAGAAGGGAGACCAGUAUGAUGUCUGUGCCAUCUGCCUGGAUGAGUAUGUGGAUGGUGACAAGCUAAGGGUACUCCCCUGUGCGCAUGCCUAUCACAGCCGCUGUGUGGACCCCUGGCUCACUCAGACCCGGAAGACCUGCCCCAUCUGCAAGCAGCCUGUCCAUCGAGGUCCUGGGGAUGAGGAGGAUGAGGAAACUCAGGGGCAAGAUGGUGAUGAAGAAGGGGAACCAAGGGACCAUCCUGCCUCAGAGCGGACCCCACUUCUGGGCUCCAGCCCCACAACUCCCACCUCUUUUGGCUCCCUAGCCCCAGCCCCCCUUGUUUUUCCCGAGUCUUCAACAGAUCCUGGCUCCCUAGCAUCAGCCCCCCUUGCUUUUCCUGAGUCUUCAGAUCCCCCACCUUCUCCUCCCUCUUCCUCUUCAGCUGCCAUGCUGGUCUCCUACUCCCCUCAUCACCCCCACCCCUGGUGACCUAUUUUGCACAGCCUCUCCCUCUAGCCUUCUGUUGAGAGAUGGGAUAUUUCUACCCUGGGUUUCUCCCUUACCCAACCCCAUCCUUUUGAGGGGGCUGGUUCUAAGGGACUGGGUCUUCAUUUAUUGGGUUAAUAAAAUUGUUUUUGACAACUAA